This is a messenger RNA of Contarinia nasturtii (swede midge), 1090 nucleotides long. RefSeq lists its product as uncharacterized. The record is from RefSeq and is a predicted model, not a curated record. Gene Ontology annotation, molecular function: N-acetyltransferase activity. The coding region runs from base 106 to 828 and encodes 240 amino acids. NCBI's taxonomy places the organism in Eukaryota, Metazoa, Arthropoda, Insecta, Diptera, Cecidomyiidae. The transcript has 5 exons.
UAAUUCAAAAUUUUGUAUAAAUAAAGUCUCUCUUAAUGAGAGUUUCAUCAAAAAGUGUCGAAAGUUGGUUGGGAUUACUAAUAAAACUAUUUCUCACGCAUAAAAAUGCUGAAACGAACAUUCAUCACCCAAAUAUUAUUAUUUGGGAUUUUUGCCAUUGUAAUUGAGGCAGCACCCAAAAAAGGGAGUGACGGUGCAAGUUCAAGUUCAUUCAAUCCGAUGAAAUCGUUGAAAAAAAUGCUCACAAAAGAGACAUUUUUGAAGAAAUUUGAAGUACGUGAUGUUGACAGUGGUAAAAACGUGAACUAUACCAUUAAAUAUAUACCUGAAUCAAAAUUUGGCGAAGUACUGAAAUUGAUGUCCGAACAUUAUUUGAGAGACGAACCGUUAUCCGCUUCGAAAUCCAAUGAUCGCGAAGAAGCCAAAGAAAAAUGGUUGCAAAUACUACAUGAUAAGAAGUCAGUGGCCUGCUUUGAUCAAUCAAACAAUAUCGUCGGUAUAUGUUUGUUAUAUACAAAACCAAAACAUCCAGAUCCAGAAAAACAAUUGAUGACUGGUUUUAAUAUAUUUGAAUACUACGGAGUGAAUGCGUAUUUGAGAGGCGAUAGUAUGUUAGUUUUACCAAAAUAUCGUGGACUUAGUAUUGGAAAACAUAUGUUGUCGUGCGGGAAGAAAAUUUGUAAAGAUUCUGGCUUAAAAGUUAUGUCAAGCCAUUUUACAUCCAAUUAUUCGAAUCGCAUAGCCGAUGAACUUGGCUAUGAGCCAAACGGAGAAUACGGACAAGUCGGUGAUCAUACAAUUUAUUUGAAGUCAAUUAAAUAUGACUAGAACCGCCGAUGGUCGAAUAUAUAUAUCAACCUAUAGAAGAAAUGAUACACAUGCACACUUUUUUUACACAAAAAACUCAACAACACCAAUAAUAAGCAGAUUUUCAGAUUUUUCGCCUUCCUGGUCACAAUUUUGGGAUAGGUAGUCAAUUUCCGGUCGAUGUCAAUUUUCGAAAAAUCGUAUAUACUACUAAAAUGUACUAAUUAUGUACAAUUAUGUACAACAAUUAUUAUGAUUAUGUACCAACAAAAAUUUUUCAGAA